AUGGAAAAGAUGCCAGAUCCAGAAUCCCAACCCUACCCGCCAACUGGAAUCCCCAAGCGGAAACCCGUCCCUACUGUCGCCACAGCACCACCUCCAGUGAACCCACUCCAGUCCCACUCCUGGACGCAAUGGCCCAAAUCCAAAUGGUCCCAACUCUCCAAACGACAACGCAUCAUCUUCAUUUCAGCAACCAUCGGCAUAAUCCUCAUCGCCCUCAUAAUCGGCCUCGCGGUCGGCCUCACCCGAGAAUCACACGAGAACCUGCACCUCCCCACAGCGCACGGAGGCCCCUAUACGGGUGAUUUAACUUACUACGAUCCCGCCGUGGGCUCAUGCGGAAUAACCAGUUCUAGUUCGGAUUUGAUCUGCGCGGUAUCGCAUGUUCUGUUUGAUGCUGCGGCGACAGGGUCUAAUCCGAAUGCGAAUCCGCUUUGUGGGUUGAAGGUUCGAUUGAAGAGGGGGAGUAGUAGUGUUGAUGUCAAGAUUGUUGAUCGGUGUGUGGGAUGUGCAAUGAAAGAUUUGGACGUGAGCCCAGCGGCUUUUAAAAAGUUGGCGGACAUGGAUUUAGGUCGAGUGAAGGUUGAGUGGGCGUGGUUGCAGGAUACGCCUGUUUCCGUCUGA
Messenger RNA from Aspergillus alliaceus, 621 nucleotides. RefSeq names its product RlpA-like double-psi beta-barrel domain-containing protein. The record is from RefSeq and is a predicted model, not a curated record. The transcript has 3 exons. Lineage: Eukaryota; Fungi; Ascomycota; Eurotiomycetes; Eurotiales; Aspergillaceae. Bases 1 to 621 code for a protein of 206 amino acids.